Messenger RNA from Alternaria hordeiaustralica, 270 nucleotides. RefSeq lists its product as uncharacterized. Lineage: Eukaryota; Fungi; Ascomycota; Dothideomycetes; Pleosporales; Pleosporaceae. Bases 1 to 270 code for a protein of 89 amino acids. The record is from RefSeq and is a predicted model, not a curated record. The transcript has 2 exons.
AUGAAGCCCAGUAGCCGCCUCACACUGCUGCUGUCGCUUUCAGCUUGGACGGGCACGGUACUAGCCGACGACACCAUCAGCGGCACAAAGAUCAAAGUGCAGCUCUUCGCCGCGCCCUCGUUCCUGAGCGAAGUCAGUGUCGACGCCGGCGACGAGAAUAUGGAUCAGUUUCUCUCUAUUUCAGAUGGCGCGAAUAACCUCGGGAGUGUUGGUUGGGGGACAAAGAUACAUGGGUUGAAGUGCAGUAAUAAGGAGCACGAGGACGACUGA